Molecule: messenger RNA, 1632 nt
Organism: Rasamsonia emersonii CBS 393.64
Lineage: Eukaryota; Fungi; Ascomycota; Eurotiomycetes; Eurotiales; Trichocomaceae
Exons: 1
Coding region: 1-1632 (543 amino acids)
Biological process (GO): carbohydrate transport; transmembrane transport
Cellular component (GO): membrane
Molecular function (GO): carbohydrate:proton symporter activity
Source: RefSeq, a predicted model, not a curated record
AUGGAGAAAGAACACACAGAGCUUGUUGAAAAUACUUCUCCUGCUCCUGACUCUGCUACUGCAGAGCAACAGCCUGAUGGAGCCAAACUCGAUACCUCCCUCGCCCAACGCGGCACCGCCGUCGAGCACGAGCUCGGCUACUGGGAAGCCUUCACCAUCUACAAAAAGGGCGCCUUCUGGAGCAUGUUCAUCUCGCUGUCCAUCAUCAUGCGGGCGUACGACAUUGAGAUCUCGGGAAACUUCUACGCGCUGCCGGCUUUCCAGCGGCAUUUCGGUGUGUACUACGAGGGCCACGGCUGGCAGGUGCCUGCGUCAUGGCAGGUCGCCAUGUCGAUGGGCUCGCUGGUGGGCCAGAUCAUCGGGUCGUAUCUCGUUACGUUCCCCAUGGAGCGGUUUGGCCGUAAGAGGACGUUCGCCGUCUGUCUCGUUCUGACCGCCCUCUUGACUUUCAUGCAGUUUUUUGCGUCUGGCAUUGGCGUCCUCACUGCGUCCCAGUACCUCUCUGGCAUCGUCUGGGGCAGCUACUGCGUCAUCGCCACCACGUACGCCUCCGAGGUGCUCCCCCUGCGGCUCCGUGGCUUCCUCACCGGCUACAUCAACCUCUGCUAUGUCAUGGGCCAGUUCAUCCAGACGGGCGUCACCCGCGGCUUCAUCAACCGCGCCGACCAGUGGGCGUACCGCAUCCCCUUCGCCAUCCAAUGGGUCUGGCCUGUCGUGCUGCUCGCCGGCCUGCCCUUCGCACCAGAGUCCCCCUGGUGGCUGAUCCGGCAGAACCGCAUGGCCGACGCAGAGCGCUCGCUGCGCCGGCUCUCCAGGCCGGACCCAAAGGUCGACACGCGCGAGACGCUGGCCAUGAUGGUCAAGACGGACCUGCUGGAGCGCGAGAUCGAGGUCGGCACCACGUACGCCGACUGCUGGAAGGGCUCCAACCGGCGGCGCAUGGAGAUCUGCAUGCUGCUGUUCGUCAUCCAGAACUUCUCGGGCAACCCGGUCGGGUUCGCGACCUACUUCUUCGAGCAGGUCGGGCUGUCAAGCGAGCAGGCGUUCGACAUGGGCGUCGGGCUCAACGGCAUGGGCUUCGUCGGCACGCUGUGCUCCGCCAUCACGCUCAUCUACUUUGGCCGGAGGCCGCUGUACAUCUUCGGUCUGGCGUUCAUGGUCGCCACGCUGUUCACCGUCGCCCUGCUGUCGUUUGCCCACAACUACGACGCAAACCCCGUCUACCGCUGGGUGCAGGCCACCCUGCUGAUCGUGCUGCAGUUCGUCUGGCAGAUGACGCUGGGCCCGCUGACCUACGUCGUCGUCUGCGAGACGCCGUCCACCAAGCUGCGGUCCAAGACCAUUGCGCUAGCGACGGCCAUCGACGCGCUGACGGGCCUCGUCACCACCGUCAUCGGGCCGUACUUGCUGAAUCCGGGCGCUGCCAACGCCGGCGCAAAGAUCGAGUUCCUGUACGGCGGCAUCUCGGUGUUCUCGCUGACAUGGUGCAUCUUCCGGCUGCCGGAGACGAAGGGGCGCACGUACGAGGAGCUCGACGUGAUGUUUGAGCGGAAGGUUCCUGCGCGGAAGUUCAAGACGUAUGUCAUUGAGGAUUUGAAUGAGGGAGCUGAGCGAGGGACUGAACGAGGUUGA